This is a messenger RNA of Malania oleifera, 3088 nucleotides long. Its product is annotated as protein ACTIVITY OF BC1 COMPLEX KINASE 8, chloroplastic. The coding region runs from base 157 to 2487 and encodes 776 amino acids. The record is from RefSeq and is a predicted model, not a curated record. The transcript is spliced from 21 exons. NCBI's taxonomy places the organism in Eukaryota, Viridiplantae, Streptophyta, Magnoliopsida, Santalales, Ximeniaceae. Gene Ontology annotation, biological process: regulation of response to reactive oxygen species.
UCUGCAGUCCUGCCGUCUCCUCGUCUGCUUCACCUCCGCAUACUUCUUCCGCCACUGGACUACCAGUCCACCUUUCAACUCUCCCACCCGCACCGCCAUGAUAUAUGGCUAGGGUUUGAUGCUUCCAGUUCUACUCUCCGGCGAAAAGCAUUUGUGAUGGCGGGUUCUCUGCUCUUGCCUGAAUUCACCUUUCUCCGUCCAGGAACUACUCGCAGGCUUCGCGUUCCACUGUCCAGAGUUUCUCCCUCUGGACUCAACUAUCUAAACUCGAGGUCCAGUCUCUGUAUUUUGAGUCCAAUUAGAGCCGUUCAGAACGAGGGGAUAAACCUUAAAGACAGAGGAAGCGAUCAGGUGGUGGUCGGUGGUUUUGAAUUGAAAGGCAACGGAGGAGUUAGUACUAGUAGUAAUGGUAGUGGCGUUGGCGACGGCGGCGGCGGUUACGAGUACAAUGACUCAGUCGGGAGCUACUCGAACGAUGGUUUGAGUGUUGUGGAGAGCGAGAAUGGGGCGAGUAAUGGGAGUUUGGUGAAGUAUUUGACUGCGAAUGGGAAUGGUGCAGCUAUGAAACUGGCAGAUGUUGUUCCUAAAUCAGAUGCAGAGGACAAUGCGAAGAAGAAGACCAUAGAGGAGAUUGGGCAGGAGGAGGCGUGGUUUAAGAAAACUGGGCCAGAUCAGCUCGAGGUUUCUGUUGCACCUGGGGGGCGGUGGAAUAAAUUCAAAACGUAUUCAACAAUUCAAAGGACUUUGGAAAUAUGGGGUUUUGUUUUAUCAUUUGUCUUCAAGGCUUGGUUGAACAAUCAGAAAUUUUCUUAUCGAGGAGGAAUGACAGAAGAGAAGAAAGUUCAAAGGCGAAAAGACCUUGCCGUGUGGUUGAAGGAAAGUAUAUUGAGACUAGGUCCUACAUUCAUUAAAAUUGGUCAGCAAUUCUCCACAAGGGUGGACAUUCUUCCUCAAGAAUUUGUUGAUCAGUUAUCCGAACUUCAGGAUCAAGUUCCUCCUUUCCCAUCUGAAACUUCUGUAUCCAUAGUUGAAGAAGAGCUUGGGGCUCCUGUGGGUGAUAUAUUUGAGCGGUUUGAUUAUGAGCCAAUUGCUGCAGCCAGUCUAGGUCAGGUACAUCGUGCAAAAUUGGGAGGACAGGAAGUAGUUGUUAAAGUACAAAGACCUGGUCUUAAGUCUCUUUUUGAUAUUGACCUAAAAAAUUUGAGGGUAAUAGCAGAAUAUCUUCAGAAGGUUGAUCCAAAAUCAGAUGGUGCAAAGAGGGAUUGGGUUGCUAUCUACGAUGAGUGUGCAAAUGUCUUAUAUCAGGAGAUUGAUUACACCAAAGAAGCUGCUAAUGCAGAACUGUUUGCAAGUAACUUUAAAGACAUGGAUUAUGUAAAAGUUCCUUAUAUAUUUUGGGAAUAUACGACCCCACAGGUGCUGACAAUGGAGUAUGUACCAGGGAUAAAAAUAAACAGGACACGAGCUUUGGAUCAGUUGGGUGUUGAUCGCAAGAGGCUGGGUCGAUAUGCUGUUGAAUCUUACCUGGAACAGAUCCUGUCCCAUGGCUUCUUCCAUGCUGACCCUCAUCCUGGAAAUAUUGCUGUUGAUGAUGUUAAUGGCGGAAGACUUAUCUUUUAUGAUUUUGGAAUGAUGGGAAGCAUCAGUUCAAACAUCAGAGAGGGCUUACUUGAAACAUUUUAUGGAGUUUAUGAAAAGGAUGCAGAUAAGGUUGUUCGGGCAAUGAUUCAAAUGGGUGUUCUUGUCCCCACUGGAGAUUUGACAGCUGUCAGGCGAACAGCGCUGUUCUUCCUUAAUAGCUUUGAAGAGCGCCUUGCUGCUCAAAGAAAAGAAAGGGAAAUGGCAACAGCAGAACUUGGUUUUAAAAAACCACUGAGCAGGGAAGAAAGAAUUGAGAAAAGGAAGCAACGUCUGGCAGCAAUUGGGGAAGAUCUAUUAGCCAUUGCAGCUGAUCAACCAUUCCGAUUUCCUGCUACAUUCACAUUUGUUGUUAGAGCUUUUUCAGUGUUGGAUGGAAUUGGGAAGGGCCUUGACCCUCGAUUUGAUAUUACUGAGAUUGCCAAACCCUAUGCACUGGAAUUGCUAAGGUUUCGUGAAGCUGGUGUUGAAGUUAUUUUAAAGGACUUUAAAAAUAGAUGGGACCGGCAGUCCCGUGCAUUCUACAACUUAUUUAGACAGGCUGACAGAGUUGAAAAACUUGCUGAAGUUAUACAACGCUUGGAGCAAGGUGAUUUGAAACUCCGAGUUCGAACUCUGGAGUCUGAAAGGGCUUUCCAACGCGUCGCUGCUGUUCAGAGCACGGUGGGAAAUGUGGUAGUUGCUGGAAGUCUAAUAAACCUUGCAACAGUUUUGUAUAUCCAUUCAAUUCAGGUGCCUGCGAUUGUUGCAUAUGCGUUUUGUGCCUUUUUUGGAGUUCAAGUUCUCUUUGGCAUUCUUAAGGUCAAAAAGUUAGAUCAACAGGAGAGGUUGAUAACAGGAACUGCAUAAAUGGAGAUUUGGGCUGAAGGUUCAGUUUAUAUGAGUUCGGAGCCUGUGUGCCAACCGUCCAACCACUGAAUGUGGAAGAGCUUGAGAUACAUGAUAUAUGGUUGUUCCAAUUCCAACAACUUUUUCCAAGGCCUUCAACUUCUAUAUUUGUGCAGAAGCUGCUGUAUGGUCAUUUUGGGCCAGUUUCUGCAGAGAAAAGCUGCAUUUUCUUAUUGUUUGAUAUAUGGUUGUUCCAAUUCCAACAACUUUUUCCAAGGCCUUCAACUUCUAUAUUUGUGCAGAAGCUGCUGUAUGGUCAUUUUGGGCCAGUUUCUGCAGAGAAAAGCUGCAUUUUCUUAUUGUUGGUGGUUCGCUAAUCAUGAUUUGUCAAUGGGUUAGCCCGCCCAUUUUGUUUUCUGUUCCAAGUCCCUCGCCAGUGUUCUAAUGAUGAAAUUGUCGACAGGCUGAUCACCAUUGGUGACUUGCUUUUGCCCCCAUUGUAGCAUUGGCUUUCUAAAGCAGUACUGUAGAUAUGGCAUUGUGUAGCAUCCUAGCCAAGUCUUGUUUGUAAUAAGUACGCAUAAUUUGCAAUGAUUAAUUAUAAGAUAAAUAGUUAUUCCCA